UCUGUUACGAGUCGUUUUGACCCACAAAGAGCGAGCUUUUUUCUUCUUCUUCUUUCUUUCCUCCAUAUUCUUCUUCAAUGUGGUAGAAGUUAUCGAAUUUAAAAGGCCCAUACCACUCCACCCGUGGCUUUUGGAGGUGAAAUCUGUAUGUUUGUUUCUCUCGAUUUUAAUUCCCAGGGACAGGGGAAAGCGUAUUUAUUAUUAUUAAUAUUUAAUUUCUAAGGGCGUCUGCGGUGGCUCUCUCUGUACCUGUUGUUUGCGGUCAUUGUUCUUAGGGUUCGGGGGAAAUGAAGUCCUCGUUGGGGAAGCUUCGCAGAUUGGCACUGCACAAGAACGAUGCCAAGGAGAAGACGGGAUUUCUACCGUCUGCACACUUGGAUGAGCUCGCUCAGGCUGCAAAGCUUGCAGGGUUAAACAUAAUGCCCAGCUAUUGACAGUCACCCACACUGCAGAUAAUGUCAUGGUUCUCGUCAGGAAAGGAACUUUAUUGACAGCGUUUAUUUCUAUGACAUGCAAGAGAUGAGAAAUUGCUAUGAUAGCAUACUCUCUGCAGCAGCUGCUACAACAAAUAGUGCAUAUGAAUUCUCAGAAUCACUGCGAGAAAUGGGUGCUUGUCUGCUGGAGAAGACUGUAUUACAUGAUAACAAAGAAAGUGGUGAAGUUUUGCUAAUGUUGGGGAAAGUGCAGUUUGAACUUCAAAAACUUGUUGAUAGCUAUCGCUCUCAUAUAAUCUCAACAAUCACAAACCCUUCGGAGUCUCUUCUUAAUGAACUUCGAACUGUUGAGGCACCGGGUGUUAGGAACAACGUCCCGAUUAAUCCUGGGGGUGCACAGGCCCUUGGCAAGGAGUUUCUUGCAAAUGCACCUUGGGAGAUGAAGAUACAAUGCGAUGAAAAGAGAGAUGUAUAUGAAUACAUGAUGGCACAGCAGAGAGAAAAAGGAAGAUCGAAGAGUGGGAAAGGUGAAAACUUUACUGUACAGCAACUGCACGCAGCUCAUGAGGAAUAUACCGAGGAGGCCAAUCUAUGUGUUUUCCGGUUGAAAUCUCUUAAGCAAGGGCAAUCUCGAAGUCUUCUAACACAAGCAGCUCGUCACCAUGCGGCUCAGUUGAAUUUCUUUCGGAGGGGACUCAAAUCACUUGAGGCUGUUGAGCCACAUGUUAGAUGGGUUACAGAACAGCAACAUAUUGAUUACCAGUUCAGUGGACUUGAAGAUGAUGAUGUGGAAGAUGGUGAAGAUGGUGAGGAUGAUGGCGAGAAUAGCUAUAGUGCUGGGGAAUUGAGUUUUGACUAUAGACGAAAUAGGCAGGGGCUUGAUGGUGUUUCCAGGAGUUCAAUUGAGCUGAUUACACAGGUAGAUGAAGCCGGCCUUACGUUUCCCCAAGCUUUGACUAAGGAAAAUGCAGAGAUGAAUCUUGACAAAAGCCAAGAUGAUCUCAGAAUCUCAAGUAGAGAACCUAGAGUGGGUAGCCAUUCGGCCCCAAUAUCUACAGAAAAGUUUGAUCCAGUUGAAAAAGUAAUAAAUAUGCAACCUUCAUCUACUCGGAGGCCUAACACAUAUGUGUUGCCCACACCAGUUGAUGCAAAGGCUUCAAGUUCAUCAAGAACAAGUACUUCAGUUCCCCAGUUGAUGCCAAGUGGACGCACCCACAAUUUGUGGCAUUCUUCCCCAUUGGAAGAUAAGAAGCAUGAGAAGGAUUCUGGUGAUGGUGUGUCUGUCCUCAAAGAGAGCAACAUUAAUAAUACCCCCAUUGUGCUACCCCCUCCUUUGGCGCAGGGAAUUUCACUUUCUCAGCUCGAGACAGUUAAUGCUUCUGACAGUAGCAAAAUCAAGCGACAAGCUUUUUCUGGCCCAUUAAUUGGUAAGCCGGGGUCAACAAAGCCUGUUUUAUCUUCUAGUGGUCCCAUUGCAUCUGCUGAAUUGCCCCAAGUAGUUUCUGGAAUGCUUUCUCGGUUGCCAAUUCCUCAGCCUUUAUCUCCAAAAGUAUCCCCAAGUGCUUCACCACCCCUUGUGUCUUCGCCCAAGAUAAGUGAACUUCACGAGCUUCCUAGACCCCCAGGUAAUCUAGCCUCCAAGCCGGCAAAAUCUCAUGGUUUACUGGGGCACUCUGCUCCAUUGUCCUUCAGAAAUCAGGAGCCAUUUGGAAUAAAUAAAAUUCCUUUGGAGGCGUCAAUUGCGGCUUCUCCACUUCCAGUCCCACCAUUAAUUGUCCCUCGGAGUUUCUCUAUACCCUCAAGUGGUCAGAGAGCGAUGGCAAUACAAGUCACAAAGCUUUUGGAUUCUCCCCAAGUUUCAGGCAAGGCUGAAGAAGUUGCUUCACCUCCAUUAACACCCAUUUCCCUGUCAAAACGUUAAGCCUGCAUCAAACUGUUUAUGAAGCAGCCUCUCACUCUGGUCAAACCCAAGCUUGGUGUGGUGAGAGCUAAUAUUUUUCCCCGUGGGUUGGCCUGGCGGAAGAUUGUUUUUGGGUCAUUGUCUUAUUGUUGGGAACAGGUCUGUAAAUAUGACGUUUUAUGUAUGGUUUAGUUUCUCGUCCGAGUCUUUUGUCCAUUGCUUGUUUUAUUGAUAAGGAUGAGAACUAAACUCUAAAGUCAGUUGUGACAUUUUAACAUCUCACGAUUAUCUUCAAAUGAAGAAUUUUUGUUCAUUUA
Carya illinoinensis is the source of this 2651-nucleotide messenger RNA. RefSeq lists its product as uncharacterized. The transcript is spliced from 13 exons. The record is from RefSeq and is a predicted model, not a curated record. NCBI's taxonomy places the organism in Eukaryota, Viridiplantae, Streptophyta, Magnoliopsida, Fagales, Juglandaceae. Bases 511 to 2355 code for a protein of 614 amino acids.